CCUGCCCUGCCCUGCCCAGCGGCGGGAUGCGCCAGGAUGGGUGGCCCAGGGCGCUCCAGGGCUGCGGCGGGAUGCCCGGAGCGGGUCACGCCUAGCCGCAUCCAUUGUGCCCAGCGAGGGGACCGCUAGGCACCACCGCAGCAGCCUCCUGUCAGCAGCGGUGCCAGUGUCGCAGCAGCAGCAGCAGCAGCAGCAGCCCGAGGGAGGAGAAGCCCCCAUGCCCAGCCCGCCCCCCUGACAGCCACAGGUCGAAGGGGAGCCCGUCAGGGGCAGGGGCGGCGCCAUGGCCAACCGGCCGCCCAAGAGCAGCGAGGCCCUGAAGGUGGUGGUGCGCUGCCGGCCGAUGCACCGCAAGGAGGAGGCGGCAGGCUACGAACGGAUCCUGGACCUGGACGUCAAGCUGGGGCAGGUGACCAUCCGGAACCCCAAGGCCUCCCCGGGGGAGCUGGCCAAGACCUUCACCUUCGACGCCGUCUACGACGCCAGCUCCAAACAGGCCGACCUGUACGACGAGACCGUGCGCCCGCUGAUCGACUCGGUGCUGCAGGGCUUCAACGGGACCAUCUUUGCCUACGGGCAGACGGGCACGGGCAAGACCUACACCAUGCAAGGCGCCUGGACCGACCCGGAGAAGAGGGGCGUCAUCCCCAUCUCCUUCGAGCACAUCUUCACCCACAUCUCCCGCUCGCAGAACCAGCAGUACUUGGUGAGGGCCUCCUACCUGGAGAUCUACCAGGAGGAGAUCCGGGAUCUGCUGGCCAAGGACCAGAGCAAGAAGAUGGAGCUGAAGGAGAACCCGGAGACCGGCGUGUACAUCAAGGACCUGUCCUCCUUCGUGACCAAGAACGUCAAGGAGAUUGAGCACGUCAUGAACUUGGGCAACCAGGCACGCUCGGUCGGCAGCACCAACAUGAACGAGUACAGCUCCCGCUCGCACGCCAUCUUCGUCAUCACGGUGGAGUGCAGCGAGGAGGGGCCCGACGGGGAGGACCACAUCCGCGUGGGGAAGCUGAAUCUGGUGGAUCUGGCCGGGAGCGAGCGCCAGAGCAAGAUGGGCACCCAGGGGGAGCGCCCCAAGGAGGCCUCCAAGAUCAACCUGUCCCUCUCCGCCCUGGGCAACGUCAUCUCGGCCCUGGUGGACGGCAAGAGCACCCACAUCCCCUACCGGGACUCCAAGCUCACCCGGCUGCUGCAGGACUCCCUGGGCGGGAACGCCAAGACCAUCAUGGUGGCCACGCUGGGCCCGGCCUCGCACAGCUACGACGAGAGCCUGUCCACGCUCCGCUUCGCCAACAGGGCCAAGAACAUCAAGAACAAGCCGCGGGUCAACGAGGACCCCAAGGAUACGCUCCUGCGGGAGUUCCAGGAGGAGAUCACCCGGCUGAAGGCCCAGCUGGAGAAGAGGGGGAUGCUCAGCAAGAAGAGGAGGAGGAACAGCCGGAGGAAGAAGUCGGCCGGAGGGGAUGGGACCCCCGAGGCGGAGGACGGAGAGGAGGACGGGGGUCUGGAGAAGGACAUGAAGAACUACCUGAAGGAGCAGGAGGAGAGGCUGGAGGAGGAGAAGGCAGCCAUCCAGGACGACCACAGCCUGGUGAGCGAGGAGAAGCAGAAGCUGCUGCAGGAGAAGGAGAAGAUGAUCGAGGAGCUGCGGAAGGAGCAGGAGGCCACGCAACUCCUGGCCACAAAGUACAAGGCGAUGGAGAGCAAGUUGCUGAUUGGCGGAAGGAACAUCAUGGACCACACCAACGAGCAGCAGAAGAUGUUGGAGCUGAAGAGGCAGGAGAUUGCAGAGCAGAAGCGUCGGGAGCGCGAAAUGCAGCAGCAGGUGCUCUUGCGGGACGAGGAGACCAUGGAGCUGCGGGAGACGUUCACCUCCUUACAGCAGGAAGUGGAGAUCAAGACCAAGAAGCUGAAGAAGCUCUAUGCAAAACUCCAAGCUGUGAAGGCCGAGAUCCAGGACCAGCACGACGAAUACAUCCGCGUGCGGCAAGACCUGGAGGAGGCACAGAAUGAGCAGACGAGGGAACUGAAGCUCAAGUAUCUGAUCAUUGAAAACUUCAUCCCCCCCGAGGAGAAGAACAAAAUCAUGAACCGCCUUUACUUUGACUGCGAGGAAGACCAGUGGAAAUUCCAGCCCUUGGUGCUAACGCCAGGAAGCAGCAGUGGGAGCGGAAGCAACAGCCCCAGCACCACCACGGCCACCCAGAUGAAGAAGCGGCCGACCUCCGCCGUGGGCUACAAGAGGCCCAUCAGCCAGUACGCUCGCCUGGCCAUGUCGAUGGGCUCCCAUCCUCGGUACCGGGCUGAGAAUAUCAUGUUCCUGGAACUGGAUGUCUCCCCGCCGGCCGUCUUUGAGUUCGAGAUCACACGGGACCCGAGCGAGCACGACCCACGGGCCCUGUAUCUGGAGAGGCUCAUGCGCCUCGACAGCCUCCUGGAACGACCGGCGGCGUCGCGAGUGCGGAAGUCGCGGUCUUGGUGCCAGGCUCCCCGUUCUCUGCCAUCGUCGACGACGCACGUGUCGCUUGCCUCCAGCUCACAGAACGCUGCCACAGCACUGGCUCACGAGUAACAACGCCCCGUUGGCCCUCCCUGGCCCUUCCUUUCGCACAUGGAGUAUGAGGCUCCUUCUCCCGUCACCUGCUGCCUCGGAGGACACGUGGUCCAGGGAGGGGGGGGGGUCCCCCUGCACUAACUCUUCUUUG
Messenger RNA from Lacerta agilis (Sand lizard), 2705 nucleotides. It is a transcript of the gene KIF3C, whose product is annotated as kinesin family member 3C. Gene Ontology annotation, biological process: microtubule-based movement. NCBI's taxonomy places the organism in Eukaryota, Metazoa, Chordata, Lepidosauria, Squamata, Lacertidae. The transcript has 8 exons. The coding region runs from base 284 to 2572 and encodes 762 amino acids. Gene Ontology annotation, molecular function: microtubule binding; microtubule motor activity; ATP binding. The record is from RefSeq and is a predicted model, not a curated record.